Molecule: messenger RNA, 450 nt
Organism: Knipowitschia caucasica
Lineage: Eukaryota; Metazoa; Chordata; Actinopteri; Gobiiformes; Gobiidae
Source: the annotation of a GenBank genome assembly
AUGCUGCAGACCAGGAACUGUUUAUCGAUCUGCCGCACCACGGGACUGGAACUGUCCUCUCGCUUGGACAUGGAGGACAUCUACACAGGCCUCAGGGACACCUGGGGGACAGAGGAGACAUGGUCAGGACAGAGGAGACAGAGGAGACAGAGGAGACAUGGCCAGGACAGAGGAGACAGAGGAGACAUGGUCAGGACAGAGGGGACAGAGGAGACAUGGUCAGGACAGAGGAGACAGAGGAGACAUGGUCAGGACAGAGGAGACAGAGGAGACAGAGGAGACAUGGUCAGGACAGAGGAGACAUGGUCAGGACAGAGGAGACAGAGGAGACAGAGGAGACAUGGUCAGGACAGAGGAGACAGAGGAGACAUGGUCAGGACAGAGGAGACAGAGGAGACAUGGUCAGGACAGAGGAGACAGAGGAGACAGAGGAGACAUGGUCAGGACUAG